AUGAAAAUACAGGUCCUACACCGCCGACAGGCGGAUUAUAUAUCGCAAGGAUCGCACGAUAGACCCAAACCUAUGAGAAAUUUAGAUCCUGCUCUCCAUCCUCUACCACGGCAUAAGGAGUAUGUGCGAGCUGUGGUUGCCGCGAAAUUAAAGAAAAUGCACGCGAAACCAUUCGUAGCGGCACUAGAGGGGCACACCGACUCCGUAGAUGCCAUGUCAAUGAGCAGGAGCAACCUGCGUGAUCUGUUCACCGGUAGUUGUAAUGGCGAGGUUAUGUUCUGGAAUAUGCUUACAAAACGAAAAGGUGUCCUAAUAGGGGUCCACGAAGGGUUUGUAAAAGGACUUUGCACAAACGGCGACGGAACGCUGCUCUACUCGUGUGGACACGACAAGUACCUCAAAUGCUGGAGGGUACAAAAAAAUGAACCUUUAAGGGAAACCGACGAUGAUGAGGAGUCCGAAGAGCAUUUUACUACAAAUAAAAGCGAGGAGAAACCUCUGACGGCUCCACCUCCAGAGCCUGCCGAGUCGUUCCUUUCUAAAUCCACGUUAAAUGGCCUAGACCAUCAUUGGACUGAUAACUUAAUAGCCACUGCUGGUGACACUUUGGAGAUAUGGGACAACCAACAUAACGUACCGGUAAUGAAAUUUGAUUGGGACUCUGAAGCUUUAUAUUGCGUCCGUUUCAACCCAUCUGAUGUUAACCUCUUGGCGGCGGCGGCUGCCGACAACUCGGUUGGACUAUAUGAUAUACGUUCGAAUUCACCCCUAAGGAAAGUAGUACUACAACAGAGAUCUAAUGCCAUCUGUUGGAACCCUCAGAACCCGUUAAACUUCACGGUUGCUAAUGAGGACUCCAACCUAUACACAUUCGAUGUGCGAAAGUUACAACGGGCCCUCAUGGUACACAAGGGGUUCACUAAUGCAGUUACCGACAUUGACUAUAGCCCAGCUGGUGUUGAGUUUGUCGCCGCAUCGUUUGACAAGGGUGUAAGACUUUUUUCCCUUGGUGGCAAAAGCAGAGAUGCGUAUUUCAAUCGGCGUAUGCAAAACGUACUCUGCUGCAGAUACUCAUUAGAUGGGAAAUUCGUAUGCACCGGGAGCUCAGAUAUGACCGUACGUAUCUGGAAAUCUGACUCGGCACAAAAGUUAGGAACCCUUACCCAUCGGGAAGAGGCUGCCAUAAAUUAUCGCAACGCUUUACAAGAGAAAUUUGCAGAACUUCCAGAAAUUAAACGCAUAUUGAAACCGAGGCAUCAACCCGCCAUAAUAGCCAAACAGAGCAAACUCAGGGAGGCUAAGGCUGCUGCUAAACGAAGAAGGGAUAUCAACAGAGCGCUACACUCACGCGAUUCAACAGUUACUCAAGAAAAGGAAAAGCCCAUUGUGAAACAAAUCGAGUAG
This is a messenger RNA of Babesia sp. Xinjiang, 1404 nucleotides long. RefSeq names its product DDB1- and CUL4-associated factor 13. Gene Ontology annotation, biological process: maturation of SSU-rRNA from tricistronic rRNA transcript (SSU-rRNA, 5.8S rRNA, LSU-rRNA). The transcript is spliced from 9 exons. NCBI's taxonomy places the organism in Eukaryota, Apicomplexa, Aconoidasida, Piroplasmida, Babesiidae. Bases 1 to 1404 code for a protein of 467 amino acids. The record is from RefSeq and is a predicted model, not a curated record. Gene Ontology annotation, molecular function: protein binding. Gene Ontology annotation, cellular component: nucleolus; small-subunit processome.